Molecule: messenger RNA, 3177 nt
Organism: Acanthosepion pharaonis
Lineage: Eukaryota; Metazoa; Mollusca; Cephalopoda; Sepiida; Sepiidae
Source: the annotation of a GenBank genome assembly
AUGGUCGUCGAUUCGGAAGUUUUACUCGAUUCUUUCAUGCCACCAUCUCUUUUUAAAGAAUUUGUUGUCAACAGGAAUCUUUCUCUUUAUUGGAUCGAUCAUCAAAUUCACGAUGACAUCUUUCUUCAUCAUGCAAAUGUCUCUGACUAUGAAAAUGAAUCAUUUAGAAUUGUGAAUGAAGCAUUAGCCAAACUUGGUGGAACUCUUAUCCCAUUGGACAGCUUGACUGUAGCAGGUAGCCUGCACUGGUCAUCUAUCUAUUAUAACACCAAAUGGGCCAAUCAUUUGUUUCUUGAUGUCAACAGCCCUCAGCAGCUGUCUCACUUUGGGAAUUUUUUACAGAAGAAAUCAGAUGUUGAUGAUGACUUCCCCUCUUUACCUUCCAACAACAAAGCAGUUUCAAAAGACCAAAACAAAAGAUCCAAACAUCAGAUUAAAGGUCGAGGCUUAUUGCCUGUAACUUCAGUUUUGGACCAUUUCAUUAAAGGACCUUGCACUACUGCCUCUGCGUUAAUAAAAGAUGGUGGCAACCUCACUAGGCAGCCUCAUAUUGAAGCUACUUUAGGAUUUCAUCAAAAUGAGACGCAACCUGAGUUAUGUCCUCUUAUGUUAGUGCCUACUAAUUCCUCUGGUACAGGGACUAUUGAGAAAUUCUUUAGCUGUUCACAGCUUUCCAGUUCUGGAGCUGACGUGCAUGUAUCUAUGACUGACAAGCAUAAACAGUCAAAAGGUGACUCACAGCCCAAUGUUCAGUUUAUCCUCUCAUCCGAACCUCAGUCACAAAGUUCAUCUCUUAUGCUCUCUUCACAACAAUCAUCAAUAUGCCUUCAACUUGAAGUGUACUCUUAUCUCAGACGUAGUGAUGUUUGCAGUACAUCUGACUAUGCCUUCUUUUGUACUGUUUGUAUUCAACGUCUCUCUAAAUUCACUGCAAACAAAAAGUCUGACAAUCCCAAAUCAUCUACUUUUAACUCCUAUGCAAAAUUCCAGAGUUUACUACUUCGACUCACAGAAGCUGACCAAAAUUUGGUCUUAACUGUAAAAUUAGAUGGCCAGUCAACACCAUUUCUUGCUGUUUUACAACCUUUGUCAGUCAGCCUUGGUUUGAUAGUCUUCUUUCCCAUGGGACUUAGCUUGAAUCUUGAAAAUCACUUAGUUUGUAAAUCUAACCAUAAUGUCACUAAAGAAACCACUCCAGCCCAUACAUCCCAACUGGAGGCAGAUGAUCUUGAUUACAUCACUCAACAUUUUGCUAAAAAACUCUGGCACCCAAAAUACAUUCCUCAGUCAUUCGAGAUGCACAGAUCUGACAUUAAUGUCAGAAACGAAGUGUCAAAACUCAACGUAUUUGAUUCGGCUGUUUUAAACAAAUGGAAUUUACCUUGUUGUAACAAUCCUGAAAUGGCUAAAAUGUCAAUGAGUUUUGAUAAAAAUAUUGCCACUGAUCGUGAGGCAUGUGUAACACGAGAAACAAACUUGUUCAAGCAGCUAAAGACCUUCUAUCGCCAAGCAGACAGCCCAUCUCAGUUGGUGAACAAGAAGCAGCAACAGGAAGAAGAGAAAAAAUUAGCUGAAAACAUGUCUGAAGAAACUGCCUGCCAGAAUGCAGGAGGAGAACCAAAACCACGAAUUCUGCAGAAACUACGGAGUUUCACCCUGGGGCCAACAAGAGCUGAAAUGAUCCUAUCCAAAAGCAUGCAGGUUGUUGAACAACAAAGCAAAGUGGACAAAGAUGAGAGUAUAGGCAUGAGUCAAUCCUCCAGAUUGUCCCUGGAGACAGAGAGUCAGGCACUAGCAGUGGUCAAGCAGAUAGAUGAUGACCUGGCCUUGAGUAGUUUUAUAAAGGAGUUUUAUGAAUCCACCAUCACUAAUAACCUGAAUUCAUGGAAUCGGAUGCACCAUAUGGUGGCGAUUGUCCACAUGUACAUGAAAGAACGAAGCAAGAAGAAUCCAGAGGCUGAAGCGAAAAAAUUCUUGGAAGAGCAGGUCUACCUGUCUAGUUUCAGUCUGAGACAGAAAUAUCAGGAUGCAGCUUUGAGUACAAAGAAACAAAACAAGAUUCUUGAGUAUCAGUUACAAAUCAUUCUCCGAAUGGAAAUGCUUUCAUAUUUGAAGCUGUCAGAAGAUCAUGCAACAAAUGAAGAUGAAGAGCAGGAAGAUAAUGAAGAAAGCAUUGUUGAUAGUUUUGUGGACGAGAUUGUCACCAUGCUUCGUACAUUGUCAUUCAUCACAGAUGCUGCAAUUGUCCCUGUGUUCCUUAAUGAUGUCUUGUUGAAAAACUAUACUGAUACUCUCAUGCGUCCACUUGCUGAAAUUUACAAUGAACUCUUGCAACCAUUGCCCAGUGUCCUUGCUGCUUCAGCCGAUUCUCCUGAGAGCAGCAUACCUUCAUCAUUCUGUCCGUCAACAGUGGGUACCUGCAUUUUGGAUGAAACAACUCGGGAUGGAUUUCCAGAAAAUGGUACAACGCAAGCUAAAAGAGCCAAAACUAUACAAGUUGUUCCUGGUCUUGGAGAGGGUGUGAAACGCCAGAUUGUAGUUGGAAAGAAACCAGCAGCUACUGCAAAACAAAAUAAUCCUACCAAAAAUGCCAAAAACAAGAAAACAGAAGAAAAUGACUCCAAAGAAAAAGUCAGGGCACGGAGAAGUUUAUUCAUGUCUGAGAAAAGAAACUUGGAACGUCAUCGAUCAUUUGCUCUGCAUGAUAAGGACAAGACUCGAUCACAUCAGAAACAACGACACAGCCAUCGUUUCAGUAGCAAACAUUCCAUGGCCAAGAGUUCUUCGGCUCAGAAACGCUCCAAGACGAUGGUAGCUGAGACACCUGCUCAUAAGCAAAUAUCUCAGGUGAUGAGGAGGUGGCAUCUGCUUCAAAGUCGACUAACAGAACCAAUGCAAAACACUCAACCUGUCUGUGCAGAGAUUAACACAACACCAAAAAGGGCCAAGCCUGAUAUGACGGUAUCUAUCAUAGAAGAAUCUCCUUUAAAAGAAGGGAUUUCCAUUCCAAAAUUAUCUGAGAACUGCAAAAAAACAACAGUGUUAAUCAGGCGUGCAUUUUACGGUUCACAGAAUGAGAAAUCCCAAUCCAGAAAUCUUACCAAAUAUCUCGAGCUCACAUCAGCUGCCUUCAAAAUCAUCUCCAAAUUCGGACAGUCUGGAAGCGACAUCUGGUGA